This is a messenger RNA of Tigriopus californicus, 1206 nucleotides long. RefSeq names its product activating signal cointegrator 1 complex subunit 1-like. The transcript is spliced from 4 exons. Gene Ontology annotation, cellular component: nucleus. The record is from RefSeq and is a predicted model, not a curated record. Gene Ontology annotation, molecular function: RNA binding. Gene Ontology annotation, biological process: regulation of DNA-templated transcription; DNA alkylation repair. Bases 86 to 1177 code for a protein of 363 amino acids. NCBI's taxonomy places the organism in Eukaryota, Metazoa, Arthropoda, Copepoda, Harpacticoida, Harpacticidae.
UCGAAAUAAUCGGAACGUUGUCAAUCUUUCAUGUCACUCAACCUCUUCAUCCAUUAGAUGCAACGUCUUGAAAAGUAGAUUUUUCAUGGAUAUAUUACGACCUCCGCUCCUGUGGAUCGACGGGAUUUGCUAUCGCCAAUAUGGUUUGAAUAGAGAAACAACUUCAGGCCAUGGAGGCGAUACUGCCGAUGUGUUCGACGAGGAUGACUCCAAUUUCAACUUGGACGAAGAUUUCAACAACCCUGAAGCCGACUCAUUACUUCUAGAAACCUUGGACAAUGGGAAAUUCAAGUACUCGGGACACUUGCCCAGCGUCUUCUUUCCCUACAUCAUAGGUAAAAAAGCUGCUACCAAAAAGCGAUUGGAAAUGGAGACUAACACCAAAAUAACAAUACCUCGUCAAGGCCAGGAAGGGAAUGUGACUGUGAUCGGACCCGAAAAGCGCGGUGUGACUCGGGCUUGGAAUCGCAUUUUGAUCAUUGCCGAAUCGUCACGUUCAAAGCAAGAUUUCACGCAUUUCAUAUCGCUGCCUUUGACCCAUCCCGAGUUAAAAGCCUCGUUUGUUGAGUUAAAGCGAGACAUUCUACGCGAAUGUAGCGAUGCCAGAGGCAUAGACGAGUCCUUAUUUCAAGCUCCUGAGAUGCUUCAUUUGACCAUUGGAGUCAUGGCUCUUAUGGAUGCUCAAGAACGACAAAAUGCCAUAGAUCUACUCGAAGAUUGUAAGGAGACAAUUUAUGCCCCUAUCUAUGGCAACAAUCCUAUUGAUCUUGAGAUAAAAGGAUUAGAGAUCAUGAACGAUGAUCCAAGCGAUGUCAACGUAUUGUACGCCAAAGUUGGUUCAGGUUUGGAGAAGCUUCAACAAUUAGCAGACAAACUUGUGGAUUGUUUUAUUGAUGCUGGUUUAAUGUCUCGUAAGUAUGACCAAGUCAAGAUUCACAUGACUAUUAUGAACUCGAGUUACCGAUCUAAUGAUCAUGUCGAGUUUAUGGAUAAAAAUCAAGACUCAUCAAGGGAUCAACAAAGCUUCGAUGCUCGACCUAUAAUGAAAAAAUAUGGUGACAAUUUCUUCGCCCAUGUUAAAGUCAACGAGAUCCAUUUGAGUCAGUUGCGAUCAGAACGGCGAACAAGUGAUAAUUAUUACAUGCCGUCGGUUGUCAUUCCAUUGGUAUGUUGCUAAUGAAAUACAUGAAAUGAACCUUAAAAUUG